Gymnodraco acuticeps is the source of this 2775-nucleotide messenger RNA. RefSeq names its product suppressor of fused homolog (Drosophila) (gene sufu). Gene Ontology annotation, molecular function: transcription factor binding. The record is from RefSeq and is a predicted model, not a curated record. Gene Ontology annotation, cellular component: nucleus; cytoplasm. Lineage: Eukaryota; Metazoa; Chordata; Actinopteri; Perciformes; Bathydraconidae.
UGAAUGCCAGACAGUAUGCUGAAUCCUUCCAGGGGACUUGGACGCCAUGGGAGAGUGAGCAGUAGGCCUACAAGCAGAAAACACAGUUUUGUUCGAGGCCGUGGCAUGGAUGAGGUACGGCCUACCAGUGGGGCUCCAGCCCACGGACUGGUGCCGAUGUUUCCCCCUGGACUGCAGGCUAUCUACGGGGAAUGCCGGAGACUUUACCCCGAGCAGGCCAACCCGCUUCAAGUGACCGCCAUUGUAAAAUAUUGGUUAGGUGGUCCUGACCCGUUAGACUACAUCAGUAUGUAUCGCAGUGCGGGCUCUCCGGCUCAGGACAUCCAGGAGCAUUGGCACUAUGUCAGCUUUGGACUCAGUGACCUGUACGGGGAUAAUCGGGUUCACGAAUUCACAGGGACAGACGGACCCAGUGGGUUUGGUUUUGAGCUCACUUUUAGACUCAAAAGAGAGACGGGAGAGACGGCACCACCAACCUGGCCGGCUGAACUCAUGCAGGGGUUGGCUCGCUAUGUAUUCCAGUCAGAAAACACAUUUUGUAGUGGCGACCAUAUAUCAUGGCACAGUCCACUAGACAACAGUGAAUCUCGUAUCCAGCACAUGUUGCUGACAGAGGAUCCACAGAUGCAACCCGUUCUGACUCCGUUUGGCACAGUGAGCUUUCUCCAGAUUGUGGGCGUUUGUACGGAGGAGCUACAGGCGGCCCAGCAGUGGAACGGCCAAGGCAUCCUGGAGCUGAUGAGAGGAGUCAGACUAGCUGGCGGCCCCUGGCUAAUCACAGACAUGAGGAGAGGGGAGACCAUUUUUGACAUUGACCCACACCUACAACAGGAAAGGGUGGAUCAGGGUAUUGAAACGGAGGGCUCUAACCUGAGUGGGGUCAGUGCCAAGUGUGUGUGGGACGAUCUGAGCCGACCGCCAGAGGACGAGGAGGACAGCCGAUCCAUCUGCAUCGGAUCCCAGCCCCGGAGGCUCUCAGAAAAAGACACGGAGCAGAUCAGGGAGACUCAGAAAGGCCUGGAGUUUAACACCAAGGCAGCACUACCGCCCAUCAGCAGCCAGAGGACCGAGCCACGACCAGACCUCAGUGAGAGUCGGAAGGACAGUUUGGAGAGCGAGAGCUCAGCAGCCAUUGUUCCUCAUGAGUUGGUCCGAACACGACAGUUGGAGAGCGUCCAUCAAUUCAACCAGGAGUCAGGCACACUGCUGCCGCUCUGCCUGCGCGGGCCGGUUGUCCAUGGGAGACACUUCACUUACAAAAGCAUCAACGGAGACACAGCCAUCAUUGUGUCUACUGGAGUUGAAGGAGCUUUUGCUACAGAGGAGCAUCCUUAUGCCGCUCAUGGCCCCUGGCUUCAGAUAUUGUGACUGAAGAGAUUUGUGGAGCAGAUGCUGGGGGAUUUACAUGAAUGAACACUCGUGAGGAGACAAAGUUACCCAAAGGAGUACAGUUGGCCAGAAAAGAAGUGAAGAUCUCCUGUCCUACCAGACUCUGUGUUUGAUAAUCCACUGCAAUGAGACAGACACUUCCUCUCUAGAAACACCAGCAGACACACACUUCCAGAGUGUCCAUUUUGAGCAGGAGACCUCCGACCAUGCAGCGACCUGAGCUUUCAGAAAUGUUGUUCCCCUGUGGACGGCCAGAGACUGAAAAUGAUCUGAGGGAAGGUCUAAACUCUUUUGACUUCCUGCAUUCUCAGACUAGCCCUACAGUCUCACAGCAUUUCUCUUAGGCUUGAAUACUUUUGAGAAUGUCAAACCAGCCGGGCUCCAGAUGGUUAACAAUCAUUAUAUGUGACACACUAGCUGUAGGGCAAAACAGGAAGUUGUCAUUCCUCCAGUAAGAAGGCCCUGCCACAUCUGAGGUCCAAAAUAAAAGUCACAAAUACAGUGAUACCGCAUCUGUGAUCACCAGAGCUGACUGUUACAGUUCUAUUUAUUCCAUUGCCUUUAGAAAGGAAGCGAAAAUGACAUGUUGAACAUUCUUACCCAGUGUUUUCUUUCAAUUGAGCUCAUGUGCUAUAGUACUUUACAAAUGCUGGACAUUUUUCUCUUGGUGUUUGUGGAAUACCAAUAGUUUUACCUGUUGGCAGUCUGCUGCCAAUACCGUCUGUGUCAAAGGUUGUCAUGAUUUUUGUUAAUAAUGACAUGAUGGACUGAACUAUGAUUAACUAAAAUUCACUGCGUGUGACUUCCUUGGCACAGGGAAUCUUUUUCUCUCACACAUGAUGCUUUUAAAAAAAUCAAAUACAUCAAGUUUGUUGUAAAUGUUCGAAUAUCAGGAAUCCCAUUGUCACUGGCUUCUCAAGUGUUGUCGCCAGUAGACCACAUACAUAUUUUGUUGUCCAGUAGGACCUGCUUAAAAUUGAGUUGGAGUACAAUUCCUCAGUGCCUCGUGUUGAAAAUGACUACAUAUUCUCUGUGACCUUUAAUGCUGCCUACAGUCCUAGAUUGUUUUAACACUAGUCAUUUUAAUCAAGACUGCUUGCGUUCAGUCUUUUUCUGAGGGUCAUUGCAUUCCAUUUCAACACUAAAACGGAGGAAGAAGACUACUUUUACUGAAAAAACUACUAUUAUACAACAUGCAUGGCAUCUUAUUAUUUUUUUUGUUUCCUUUUUUAUUCAGAGUGAUAAAUGUAAAGUUUAGACAUUUUUUGAUAUGGUAUUUUGUAAUUACUGUCCUAUGACCUGAACUGCCCUGAUUGGAAUCCCAAGUGCAUUUAAAGUGUGUAGGUAUUUACACAAAUAUAAAGCUGGAACAUUAAUGCAGAAUUA